Messenger RNA from Aureobasidium musti, 1215 nucleotides. NCBI's taxonomy places the organism in Eukaryota, Fungi, Ascomycota, Dothideomycetes, Dothideales, Saccotheciaceae. The record is from the annotation of a GenBank genome assembly.
AUGUCUCCCAUCCUCGCUCUUACGGGCCUGAUCGCGCUCGCUGCUGCCCAGCAGAUCGGCAGGACUCCUGAAAUCCACCCAAAGCUGCCGACCCAGCUUUGCACCACUCGCCAUGGUUGCGUGACCCAGCAGACAUCGGUUGUGUUAGACGCUCUUACCCAUGCAAUCGACAACGUCAAGACUGGUGCCUCCUGCCAGAACUCGACUGGAUUCCCAGACCAGACCAUCUGUCCCAAUGCUCAGGCUUGUGCCCGCAACUGUGCCAUCGAGGGUAUCGACAACUAUGCGCAGCAUGGUGUCACAGUCAGUGGCAACUCCAUGACGCUCCACCAGUAUUUGAACAUCAACGGGACCGAAACAAGCGUCUCUCCGCGCGUGUACCUGCUGGCUCCCGGAGGUCAGAACUACGACCUCUUAAAGCUGCUCAACCAAGAGUUCACCUUCACUGUGGACGUCAGCAACCUUCCCUGCGGCAUGAAUGGCGCACUUUAUCUCUCUGAGAUGUCUGCCACUGGUGGUCGCUCGACUCUGAACCCUGCUGGCGCUGCCUACGGUACUGGCUACUGUGAUGCUCAGUGCCCCAAGUCCGCCUGGAUCAAUGGCGUAGCCAACAUCAAUGACAACGGCGCCUGCUGCAACGAGAUGGAUAUCUGGGAGGCCAAUGAAGUGUCGACACAGUUUACCCCUCACGCCUGCAACAUCACUGGCUUGUAUGAGUGCUCUGGCGCUGCCUGCAGUAGCAAUGGUGUCUGUGACCAGAUUGGUUGCGGAUACAAUUCGUACGCUUAUGGCAAUAAGACCUUCUACGGUCUUGGAGACGUUGUGGACACCAAUCACUUCCGUACCGACGACAACACGGCCACCGGCACGCUUAGCAACAUCACCCGUCUCUACAUCCAGAAUAACAAAAUAAUCCAGAAUGCCGUCGUCCAAGUCGCCGGUAUGGGCGUCAACUCCAUCGAAGACUCUUUCUGUGAGGNNGUCGUAGCUUCGUCCUUCCAACAGCGUGGCGGACUUGCACAGAUGGGUAAGGCGAUCGGACGUGGUAUGGUGCUCGCCAUGUCCGUCUGGAACGAUCCUGGCGCUUUCAUGAACUGGUUGGACAGUGGUAAUGCUGGACCUUGCAAUGCUACUCAAGGAAACCCUGCUCUCGUUACCUUCAGCAACAUCAAGAUCGGAGAUAUUGGAUCGACGUACAGUGUUGGCCGUUGGUAA